Molecule: messenger RNA, 279 nt
Organism: Penicillium alfredii
Lineage: Eukaryota; Fungi; Ascomycota; Eurotiomycetes; Eurotiales; Aspergillaceae
Exons: 2
Coding region: 1-279 (92 amino acids)
Source: RefSeq, a predicted model, not a curated record
AUGGAUGACGAAAAAGGGCCUAUUGUACAUGGCAACGAAAGUAAACAGUUCAAAAGAAGAGGGAAACACCAAGCCAUCAACAUCCAGCAAAAUUACGCCACCAAGGCCACGGCGAAUGCUACGAUUGUUGUCGAGAACUUGACAGAUGCCUUUCCGGCGGCACCAGUAAAGACAGGGGCAACAGCACUGCUGGUACUUCCCUGGAAAGUGCUGACCGAGGCAGCGGUGGCACCGGUUCUACUCCAGAGGAAAGAAGGAGUACAUACCAUACCCCACUAA